Messenger RNA from Drosophila biarmipes, 768 nucleotides. RefSeq names its product trypsin iota-like. The record is from RefSeq and is a predicted model, not a curated record. The coding region runs from base 1 to 768 and encodes 255 amino acids. Gene Ontology annotation, molecular function: serine-type endopeptidase activity. Gene Ontology annotation, biological process: proteolysis. The transcript has a single exon. Lineage: Eukaryota; Metazoa; Arthropoda; Insecta; Diptera; Drosophilidae.
AUGCUGCAACCAGCUGGAAUACUUUUCCUAAUCAUCCUGUCCUGGGCGGCCGUUGAAGCGGCUCCGAAUGACGAGUGCUUUGCCCGUGGAAACCCAACGACCAUCCAGGAGGUGCCCUGGCUCGUUUCGAUUCGGGCCAAGAACAAGCACAUUUGCAGCGGUGUCAUCAUCAAUCCGAAAUUCAUACUGAUCGCCGCGGACUGCCUGGAAACCCUCGACAUAAGCGAGAUCAAGGUGCGCGUGGGCAUGACCGAUCGAGACUCGGGUCCCACUGAGCGGGUUUGCGAUGAGACCAUCCAUGCGCGGCACCCAAAGUACUUCCUCGACGGCAAUCUUUCCCUGCUGAAACUCUGCCAACCCCUGAGCCUCUCCGCAGAGGUCAGGGCAAUCGAGAUCAUCGACAAGCAGCCCCAGAAGGACGACGAAGGCUCGGUCGCCGGAUGGGGCUCCCUCACCCAGUGGCGGUACAAGUACAGAGCCUGCUGGGCCGACUAUUCGAAGGUGCUGCGAAAAACCGAUGUCCAGCUCAUGGACAUCAAGGAAUGCGCCACCAAACGAAAACGGUUCUUCUUCAACUUGAGCACUUCGGAGGUUAACAUCUGCAGUGCCAAGGAGGAACUGGGCUGCUCCUACGACGCGGGAUCCCCCCUGGUCAUCGAUGGCAAGCUGGCGGGCAUCAUAACCACCGGCACUUGCUUGGCGAAGCCCGAAAUCUAUGCCAGUUUGUUCAGCUACAGGAAGUGGAUAGAAGACAACACACAGGACUAG